AUGUCGGACGACGUUACAGAAAGCUUUCGUUCAUCCCUCGAUGACUUGAAGAUGAACAGCAAGCCUCAGAUCAGUAUGCUGACGAUGUUGGCUGAAGACCACGAGCAGUACGCCAGUGAUAUCGUCAGGGUCAUCGAAGAGCAAAUCAAGAAGGUGCCAGUUUCAAGGAAGCUACCAAUUAUGUAUUUGAUUGACUCCAUAAUAAAGAACCUGUCUGGGACGAUGUACCCUCAACUGUUUGCUCAGUGCAUAGUGCCAGUAUUUUGUGGCGUGUUUGAAGAGGUUGACGAAAAGACGAGGCAGGCCAUGUAUAAACUCAGGCAGACGUGGCCGGACAUCAUCCCCAACAAGCAGCUGUACAUCCUUGACAGAAAAGUCCAGCUUAUAGACCCGGCCUGGCCAAUCACAGCAAAGGCUCCAGAACAUGGUGUCAUCCAUGUCAACCCCAAAUUUUUAAAGCCGAAGGAAAAAGAGGAGAGAAGCCCACAGUUCAGUCCUGUGCAUUCUGAUUCUUCAGUUGAUGAAUCCAUUCGGGAGGAGCUCUACGUUAAAGAGAAAGAGCUGCAAAAACUUCGAUUGGAAUUGGAACUGGCAGAAACAAAAGCCAAAUUAGAACAGCAGAAGAAACAGCUUGAGCAAGCAGCAGCACUCAAGGCCAGCAAAAACAUUAUCGACCGUGAACCACCGCCUGUAAUCAAACUCCCCCCUGUUGGUUCUUCACAGGCAACCACUGUGCCACCGACAAACAGAGACCCUAGAGUCAGCCGAGACCCUAGAGUGACCAGGGAUCCGAGGUUGAAGCGGCAACAGGAACGUCAAGAACAAGAAAGAUUAGAGCUGGAAAAGGUUGAAGCCGUUGUUGUUGCUGGACCCACGGCUGGAGUUCGAGUGCCACCUGUAGAAUCUGUGCCUUCUGCAUCGACAUCACCACGCAUGGAUUUGGCCACAUUGCUAAAUUCAUUCAGCAAUGCGGCGGCUAAGGUGGCUGCAGAACAGGCAAAGAAAAGAAACCCAUCUGUUGAGUCUGUCACAUCCAAAUCGGAGGCCCAGUCCCGUGGAAAGUCCCCAGAUGUUCACCCCCAUAGAUCUCCUGAGAGUGUUUCCCAUAGAAAAUCGCCGGAGACGCUUGUACAUAGAAGGUCCCCAGAAACUGUCUCCCAGAGAAAGUCACCAGAGGCUCACUUCCAUUCAAGAUCUGAGGCUGUCUCCCAGAGAAAGUCACCAGAGAUUGCCCUCCAAAGAAAAUCACCUGAUGCACAAGUGAAUGAUAAUGAAUGUUUUGAACAAGGAGUGGUCUGUGACAAAAAGGCAGUUACACAGAUAAAAACAGAGUCUUUAGCUAACAGCACUAAUACUCAGAUUCACAAAGUACAUGAACCAAAAAGUGUGUCUACCAAAACAAAAGAUAAAAAAUCUGAAGACUCUAAAGAUUCUAAAAGAGAUAAAAAAUGGAGCCCUCAUGGAAAAGAUAAAGAGAAGCAGAGUAACAGAGAAAAGGACAAAAGGGAUAGUAAGGACUCAAGUAGAAAGGAUAGCAAGGAUAGAGAUAAAAGAGACAGCAAAGAGAAAGAAAGGAAAGAAAAAGAGUCAGAACGUCCAAGAGACAGACGAGACAGCAGAGAAAGGAGAUCCGAAGUAAUUGCUAAUCGGCACGGUGAGAGAAGAGAGUACAGACACCCAGCACCAGAGUUCAAGCGGGGCUCCUACAGGGAUACACGAGAGAACCGAAACAGAGGCAGGGGCAGACAUGCCACAUCAGUGAUCCAUUCUACUGAUAGUCGAACUGAUCAGUUUGGUCGCACAUUGAGGAGGUCAAAAUCAGGGUCAAGAAGUAGGGACAGGUCACCGGUGGAUAGAGAUGAGAGAAUAGUCCGGUCACCUAAAGAUGGCAGUAAAGAGGACAGGUUGAGAUUAGAGAGGACACCAAGUGACAGUUCUGACAAGCACACUGCAUCACAUGGAGGAAUUGAAGAGAUGGACAAUUCAGAUACAAAAGAUAAUGGCUUUUACUCACUGCCUCCUGAAUCCAUCAUUAAAGAGGAGUUUGUCUCGGAAGAGGAAAAAAUCCAAGAGGAUGCCUCUUUUCAUAGAACUGAAAUUGAUUCUCAUAUAAAAGAAGUUUCCAGUGACACUGGAUUCAGCCGCACAAAAGUAGAACAAGAAGCCAAAGAUCAUCAGAUCAGUGAUAUCAAGAAUGUGGAGGCCCUGGACGUGAAACCCAAACAAGAAGUCUCGGACAGUGUGAUGAGUUCAUCAGAAGAUGUCGACAUGCGCAUUCAACAGCAAGCAGUGACGGUGAAGAAGCUUGAUUCUGCAGACAAGGCAGCAGAGGACAUUGUCAGCUCUGUAGAUUCUCAGGCAGGCAUGAAGCGCCCAUAUCCGGAUUCUGUCGACAUGAAGCCAGAUCUCCGUCCAUACAAGAUACCCAAACUGGGAGCCAAGAAAGUGGAGGCCAAGCCCAACGAUAACCAAGAGGAUAUAAGAAAUCUGUUUGGUGAAGAAGAUGUGGAUUAUCGACAUCCUAUGUUGGCAGCACCAGUGCAAGCUCAGUCAUCCAUUUCUAAUCAGAACUUUCUUCCUCCCUCUGGGCUGAAUGUCAAAAGUCCAGCUCAACGACGAUGGAGUCAGUUCAAGGAGAGCCACCCUGAUGAUUUUGCCCAGGACAUGGAGCGCAAACGGCUGCGGGAUGCUCAGAUGCAGUCAAUGGCCAUCGACAACCAGGAUGUUGACUUGAGACCUCUGACUUCGUCCAGGCAGAGAUCCCUGCCUCUACCUUCCGGAGAUGUCGGUUUGCCUAUUCCAAAGGAUCUGUCUGUAGAGAAUCAAGAACAGAUCUUGCAGAGAGCUGAACAAGAAUUGAAGGAGGGGCGUAUCAGCCAUGGAGAUCAUCAAGAAAUUGUCCGUCAGCUGGGUCAGGUCUAUGAUAUUCAGAAGAAACGACACAACUUAGGAGAGCAGCCAUCACGGGCUUUGGAUUUGAGAGACCCUCGGCUGAGAGGGAUCAGAGAAACUAAAUCCCCAUACCAUGAUAUAGAUAGAAGAUUGCCAUAUCCUGAAGAUGUUGAGCCUCUCAGAAAAGAGCCACUGAGGUCUCGUUUGCCUGCACAGCCAGUGUCUGGAGAUUUGUCGGAGCAGCCCAGUGAAAAUUCGCCGCGGUACAGGGAGAAAAGAGAGAAUUAUCGAGCCAAUUAUGAGAUGAGUCCAAAUGAAGACUUUGAUGCCCGCCAGCACAUUCAUUCAAGACCUCGACACGAUCGCCAAAUGGAAUAUGAAAGACGUAGAGGCAUAGUUGAAGAUUUUGAUGGUAGAUCACCCAAAGAUAUGGAAUCAGCACAGCCACGUUCAGUGAGAGACUAUGAGAGGGCACCGAUAAGAUAUGCUGAUUAUGAUGGGAGACACUCUCGAGAUGUUGAGCGGAUGAGUGAGUUGUCUUCUCAUGAUAUUGAUGCAAGACAUCCACGCCGCAUUGAGGAGGAUCCGAGGAGUGAGUAUAGAAGUGAGAACUCAAGAGGUUCUUUUGAUGAGUACAGCCGACCUCACGUGCGAGGGCCUCCGAUGCGAGGGGACAUGCAUUCACAUGAUGUACGAGAGGAAAGGUUGGAUGAUGUGCACAGUCUGAGACGCAACACUCCGCCCUCUGAUGCACCAUUCAGAGGUCCCCCCAAGGAGGAUGUUGAAGGACAUCGACCUUUUGGGGCUUCAGGUCCCCCUGUUAGGGAAUCAUUUAUCAAUCAAGGACCCAGACUUGGUCCUGUUCAAGAUAUCAGAGGCCCGCUGCCUAACUUCCCCGGUGCUAUGGUGAGACCAGAGCAAAGGAUGCCAGCUCCAUUGGGGCCAAGACCACAAGCUCCAGGCCCUGUCCGACAGGCAUCAGGAACAUCUGAUCCCAUGGAUGAUCCUAGGUGGUCUGCCAUGAAGGGACUUUUAGAUAAUGAAGGAACAGAAGAACUUGUUAUCGAUGGGAAACCAUUUGAGUUACGCAUGGGCACUUCUCGAAAACUGCGUAUAUACGGGAAGGAUAUGGAUGUGGCCGUGGACAUGAAAGAGAGAGGGCUAAGAAUAGAUGGACAGCUGGUGUACAAGCUUGGUGAACCAAUCAAAGAGGUGCCAGCAGUUGGUAGAACAGUCAGACUGUAUUAUCACGGGCUGCCAAAGCCAAUCUGGCUGGAUGGGCAGCAGCACGAGAUGCGGGUGGAUGCUCCUCCCCGAAAUGUCAUGGUCGAUGGGGUUAGAAGAGGUUUCCAGAUUGACGGCAGGGACAUGAUGAUUCUUGUGGACAGGCUUGAAAAGGUCCUUAUGGGGGGCCUCCAAGAAAGAUCAGAAUAG
Messenger RNA from Candidula unifasciata, 4326 nucleotides. The record is from the annotation of a GenBank genome assembly. NCBI's taxonomy places the organism in Eukaryota, Metazoa, Mollusca, Gastropoda, Stylommatophora, Geomitridae.